Molecule: messenger RNA, 900 nt
Organism: Lampris incognitus (smalleye Pacific opah)
Lineage: Eukaryota; Metazoa; Chordata; Actinopteri; Lampriformes; Lampridae
Product: leucine-rich repeat-containing protein 30-like
Exons: 1
Coding region: 1-900 (299 amino acids)
Molecular function (GO): protein binding
Source: RefSeq, a predicted model, not a curated record
AUGGGUGUGAGGCCAUCGAGGAGUUUCUCCAAUGAAGAGCUAAGUGAGGUGAGCACAAGUCGGGCAAAGAGGAGUGCUGGGAGAGAAGACCACCCCAGUUUGUCUUCAGCGGCCGAGAGGAUCCGCAAGCAUGCCACUGUGCACUUUGGCUACAGCACCCUUAGCCUGGCCAUGCGGGGGCUGGAGGAGAUCCCUAGUGAGUUGUGGGAGCUCAGGGAGCUGGAGAAGCUAAACUUGUCCAUGAACUGCCUGUGCGUGCUGCCACCCACGCUGGGUGCUCUGGACAACCUGGUGGUGCUCAACCUGUGGGGCAACAACCUGACCAGCCUGCCACCUGAAAUCGGCCUGCUGAAGAAGCUGCGUGUGCUCUUCGCCUCUCGCAACCGUUUGAGCGAGGUGCCCGAGGAGCUGGGCUCCUGCAGCUGCCUGGAGGUGCUCAGCUUGGCCAACAACCAGAUCAGGGGCCUCCCUGGCAGCUUGGCGUCCAUGGGCAACCUGACCAAGCUCAACCUGAGCCACAAUCACAUAGCCCACAUUCCCACCUGUGUCUACAGCAUGAGGAGUCUGGUCUUUCUGCACUUGGCCUGCAACCGGCUGGAGACCAUUGCGGAUCAGAUCCAGGACCUGGUCAACCUCAAGAUCCUCAUCGUGGAGGGUAACUGCAUCCACACGCUGCCCAAAACCCUGUGCUUCUUGGAGUCUCUGGAGCUCCUGAACGUUGACUUUAAUGACCUGCAGAGUUUGCCGAUGGAGAUGUACCUGCUGAGCCGGCUAGGGAAGCUAGCCUGCCACCCGCUGGAUAAAGGGCUCCAUAUUGUCCAUAAUCCCCUGCUUAAGCCCAUUCAAGAAGUGCUGCAAGGAGGACUCGGUGCCCUCUAUAACUACCUCAGGCCCUCAUGA